CAAAGAGCCCACGUGACACAAUCAUGGCCGCCUCCUGAGUACAACUCGAACAUGUCAUAAGGAUUCGCAUGGUUGUUCUGUGGCUGAUUGUUUCAUAAUUUAUGUUAAAAUGUUUAACGCAACCGUGCAAAGUAUAAGGAUAUCGACUCCUACAAUAACUCAAACAUGCAAAUCAAAGGAUUGUCUCAAUGCCCUUAAUAUCAGAGCUCAUGGGUAUCGCUGCUUGUCAACCAGCUCAUGCUUACAUGCUAAGGUUGUUCCGAGAAAAAAGCCUCGGGUGGUGCAUGAAAUUGCCGGACUGGAGCCGAUCACCUAUGCCGACAGGAUUCACUAUGUUCCCGGACUGGCAAAGCCGACGUUUCCUGAAUGGGAUCGUGGAUGGAAGGAGCCUCGCCAAUACAAGUCACCUAAACUAGAAGAUAUGCCACUGCACAAAGAUAAACCCUGUUAUAUAUUCAACCAGAGGACUAAUGUGCUGGAAGGUGUUCGACAGGCUCUUUGGCUCAGCAAGUCCGUCCUCAUCAAAGGGUUACCUGCUCAGAUCCUGAACCUGGCUCAAGAUCCAGCCAAUCAGAUUGAGAAUCAGGAUGACAGAGUCCAGAACGCCAUUAAAAACUCCAGACUGUGGGACACCACUGAACACCGACCACCCAGAGAAAGGUUCUGCCCUUCACUAGUGCACAGCCUGCUUCAUCUGUGUGACAGCCUGCAGGGGACUCAUCCAAAAUUAGCCAAGAGGAUUCUUGCUGAUAAAUACAGUUUAGCAGCCACAUGGAGAAGAGGGGAGGACAUGUUUCAGGUGAGGGGUCAGAAUGGGCUUCUAUUGAACAGUAUGACCCCUGUGCCAGUGGUGGCUGGAGACGAGCUAAUUCAGAGCACAGCAGACCAAGCUCUGGAGACCUUCUACCCUAUUUCUCCCACCAUUGAUCUUCAGUGCACACAUGUGUACCAGGAGAAAAAUGACACAGGUUUUAGAGCAGACUACCCUUUCCCUCAUGCACAUACUCUCUUCCUUAUGGAGAUGGGAAACGCCCCAAAACUCUAUCCAGAACAGCUCCGUGCUAAGAUGUUAAUGUUUGCUUUUGGGAACGCGCUGGCCAGAGCCCAAGCUCUGUAUGGGAAGAACCCCGGAAUCCUGGAGAAGCCCAUUGUGGUACAGAGUGUGGCCACUAACGGCCGUCUCUUCCAGUUUGUGGUGUUCCAGCUCAACACAACUGACCUGCAGUCUGACAGCGGAGUGAAGAAUCUAGCAUGGGUGGAUGAGGACCAGCCUCUUUAUGAGUUUGCCAAAGUGCGGCCUCUGAUCAAGAAGAAAGUUGUGCAGGUCCCUGCUGGUUUAUCAGGAUAUGAGCCUAACACCUUCAAGAAGUUCUUGGGAUUCUACCUGCACGGAGCAUCUUAAACGGCUCUGAGGCCAGACACAUUUAACAAAAAGUCAAGAUGUUUGUUUCCUUAUCCAUCUUCCAUAAAUAGAAAAUAAAUACAAAUUGUGAAUAUAAACUUUAA
This is a messenger RNA of Triplophysa dalaica, 1506 nucleotides long. It is a transcript of the gene mrpl37, whose product is annotated as mitochondrial ribosomal protein L37. Gene Ontology annotation, cellular component: mitochondrion; ribosome. The coding region runs from base 110 to 1402 and encodes 430 amino acids. Lineage: Eukaryota; Metazoa; Chordata; Actinopteri; Cypriniformes; Nemacheilidae. Gene Ontology annotation, molecular function: structural constituent of ribosome. Gene Ontology annotation, biological process: translation. The record is from RefSeq and is a predicted model, not a curated record. The transcript has 7 exons.